CGCAGGUGCGAGGCGCGGGCGGGCGGGCGCCGGUGUGCUGCCUUCGCCUCCGCCGCUUUGCCCAGCAGCAGCCACCCCGCCCAGUGACCAUGAUAGUGUUUGUCAGGUUUAACUCCAGCCAUGGUUUCCCCGUGGAGGUCGAUACUGACACCAGCAUCUCCCAGCUCAAGGAAGUGGUUGCUAAGCGACAAGGAGUUCCAGCUGACCAACUGCACGUGAUUUUUGCAGGGAAAGAGCUUCUGAAUGAACUGACGGUGCAGAGCUGUGACCUGGAGCAGCAGAGCAUCGUACAUAUUGUGCAGAGACCAUGGAGAAAAGGUCAGGAAGGUCAGGAGACAAAUGCAUCUGGAGAGCACAAACCCCGGAACACACUGGGCAGCUCUGCACGGGAGCCAAAGAGCUUGACCCGCGUGGACCUCAGCAGCUGUGUCCUGCCAACCGACUCCAUAGGGCUGGCAGUCAUCCUGGACCAGGAAAGCAGGAAUGAGUCAACAGCAGGCAAAUCAAGUUACAACAGCUUUUAUGUCUACUGCAAAGGCCCGUGUCAGAGAGUGAGGCCAGGAAAGCUCCGGGUACAGUGCAGCACCUGCAAGCAAGCCACUCUCACCUUGACCCAGGGUCCAUCAUGCUGGGAAGAUGUCUUAAUUCCAAACCGAAUGGCAGGCGAGUGCCAGUCUGCAGACUGCCCCGGAACCAGAGCAGAGUUUUUCUUUAAAUGUGGAGCACACCCGACCUCCGACAAGGAUACAUCAGUAGCCUUGAACCUGAUCACAACCAACAGUCGAGACAUUACCUGCAUUACAUGUACUGAUGUCAGGAGCCCUGUCCUGGUUUUCCAGUGCAACCACCGCCACGUGAUCUGCUUGGAUUGUUUCCACUUGUACUGCGUGACGAGACUCAACGAUCGGCAGUUUGUCCAUGACCCUCAGCUGGGGUACUCUCUGCCUUGUGUGGCUGGCUGUCCCAACUCCUUGAUUAAAGAGCUCCAUCACUUCAGGAUUCUCGGAGAAGAACAGUACCGCAGGUACCAGCAGUACGCAGCGGAGGAGUGGGUGCUGCAGAUGGGGGGCGUGCUGUGCCCCCGCCCCGGCUGCGGGGCAGGGCUGCUGCCCGAGCAGGGCCAGAGGAAAAUCACGUGCGAAGGCGACAACGGCCUGGGCUGCGGGCUUGUCUUCUGCCGGGACUGCAAGGAGGCAUACCACGAAGGCGGGUGCAGCGCGCUGUUGGCGGCCCCGGGCGCCACUGCUCAGGCCUACCAGGUGGAUGAAAGGGCCGCCGAGCAAGCCCGCUGGGAAGAGGCCUCCAAAGAGACCAUCAAGAAAACCACGAAGCCCUGCCCUCGCUGCAGUGUGCCCGUGGAAAAGAACGGAGGAUGCAUGCACAUGAAGUGUCCACAGCCCCAGUGCAGGAUGGAGUGGUGCUGGAACUGCGGCUGUGAGUGGAACCGCGUCUGCAUGGGUGACCACUGGUUCGACGUGUAGCGGGACAGCGCGCCGGCGCGGGAAGCUGGCCGCGCCGCCCUCACCUGCAGUCCCUGCCUUCAUUAGCCAUUUCUCUUCUUCCAGACACGCACACAGCACGCACACACGCACACACGCACGCACGCACGCACGUGCUCGCGCGCAAGCAUGGGCUGCGCGUUCUUUACCAAAUCACCAAAGCAACAUGACAGAAGUAAGUCUCUGGGGCUCCCUUCACCACACCCACAAAAGCAGCUGAGCCACUUCUGACCCCAGCCAGGGGCAUUUUCAGGAUCCGGGGUCAUGCAAAUAUCGGGGCUGAGAUGAAAGUGCAGACAGACCGUGUGCUUUGCACGGAUUCUCGUUUUUACAUAAUCCCACCCAGGCUGGGUCAGCACGGGUCAGAGAUCUCCUACCCUUAAAUUCCUGCAUUUUUCUUCCGCCAAUCGAGGAAGAAGCCAUUGGCGAGGUGAGAAGCAGUUGGGAGGACUGCUCCCAGGGGUUCAGUGCAAGACCCUCGCUUGUCUGGUUCUCAUCUGUUCCCAAAGGGCUCCAGGCAAGUGUUAGGAGGAUGUGUUUAUCCCCAAGGGUUCCACCUGUAUAAAUGGUGCUGAUGAAAUCUCUACCAUGUAUCCACCAAUCACUUGUCAACCAAGCGAGCCGCUGCAAAUGCUCAUUUGAAUGUUGACUGUUUAAAUUACAGGGAGGGAAGCAAAACUUUAUGUCAUUUCAGUUCAUUUAAUUAUUUGCAACUUUCAAAAUGAUAUUUUUUUUCUGAAAAUGUUACAAAGUCUAUAAUUUGAUUUUAAGUAUUCAUUUUUGCAGCCUGGAAAUCUAGCUCAUGUAUUUAGCUUUGUUCUAAAUUUAAUGGAUAAAGUGCCUAUAAAGGAGAAGCCAUUUUUUUAGAAGCAAUUUCAUGAUGCUGUUACAAUGCUAAUGGAGCUGCGGCUUGUUAAACAUAAUCUUCAUAGAUGGACCAUCUCCUGAACAAUCUAGGAAGGUGAGUCUGGGCAGGCCUUCUGCAUAGGUGGUCCUCCUCAGGCCACAGGUCCCAGAGCCCACACCCCCGACCCAAAGGUCCUGCCAGCACAGUCUUCAGCACAGGACCGUGAGCGCACACUGGGAUAUGGCUCUGCUUAACAUACAUCAGAUUUCACAGUGGAUUCACUUGCAAGGUUUCCUGUUUCUGAGGCACUUAUAACACAUCAAAAAAGAUGUUCACCAAGGACUGUAAUCUGCCUUUUCCAGCGCCCGGUGCACAGGGGAGAAAGUGUGACUGCUGCCUUUCUUUCUGAGUCUGGGCUGGCUGGCUUCUCAAACAUGUAGCUGAGGGUGGAGGGCUCACUGGCCCGGGCUCCCUUGGGACUCAGACACCUGGAAACCCUGAAGUCAGUCACAAGCUAUCCCACCAAAAGCCCUUAGUGAUGGGAAGAGAGGUGGCGACCUCAGAAAGUUUCCAGGUCAUCUCUUGAGGACCUAGGUCACCUCUCUCCCGAGUGGCCUUUGCCAGCCCAUUUCUUCCAGCCACUCUGGGAACAUUCCAUCCUCCUUUCUCCUUAGAAGCGUGGCAUUGGGUGAGACAAGUGGUUGGUCACACCAGCGUGAGCAGCUCUGUUAGACAUUUCAGCUGCUCCUCCUUGUCAGAUAUGUGCUCUAAAGCCAGCAUCCAUACAAGGAGAGGGGGUGGUCUAAAGCCACCAUCCAUACAAGGAGAGGGGGUGGUCUAAAGCCACCAUCCAUACAAGAGAGGGGGUGGUCUAAAGCCAGCAUCCAUACAAGGAAAGUGGGUGGUCUAAAGCCAGCAUCCAUACUAGGAGAGAGGGUGUCUUGUGUGUGAGACAGUGAGAGGCUGGCAGGGCCCGUGCAUCUCAGGGUCUUCACCUCCUCAGCCCAGGCAUGGGUGCGUUUCCUGGACCAGCCCAGCCAGGGACAGUCCCAAAUCAGGUGGCUCCUACCCGGCAAGUGAAGGGCACAGCAUUUUUUUUUUUUUUUAAUCGUUCAUUACUUUUUCUUUUGUGAUGUGGCUUCCAUCGAUGCCUCCUUCCGAGUCUUCACCAUGUGUAGGGUUAGGAAGGCUGGACAAGGUUUUCUGCUUGAGAUACUCAGAGUCCCCCGAGCUUGGUGACCCCUUCCAGCAUGGCUUCUUUCCUCGGUGAUUGUCUGUGUUCAUUUUGCAGAAUAGACUAGUUAUUCUUAAAAUAACUUAAAGGGAAAACAGCCACUGUGUAUCGACAUGAAUCACAGGCCACUAUGUGAGCACAAACAGUGGGUUCAAACAGGAGUGUCAAAAGAAUGGAAAUAAAAUCUUUGCAGAAGAAUCUUUAUUUUUCCCUAAAACUCAUUACAAAGUAUCUGAUGGCUGUAUCUAAGGUUUACUUAAGUUGUGAAUAAAAGAAUAAAAAGAGCUCUUAAGCCUGUCCUUGAA
Jaculus jaculus (lesser Egyptian jerboa) is the source of this 3885-nucleotide messenger RNA. It is a transcript of the gene Prkn, whose product is annotated as parkin RBR E3 ubiquitin protein ligase. Bases 90 to 1481 code for a protein of 463 amino acids. Gene Ontology annotation, biological process: autophagy of mitochondrion; regulation of apoptotic process; regulation of mitochondrion organization. Gene Ontology annotation, molecular function: ubiquitin conjugating enzyme binding; polyubiquitin modification-dependent protein binding; ubiquitin protein ligase activity. The transcript has 12 exons. NCBI's taxonomy places the organism in Eukaryota, Metazoa, Chordata, Mammalia, Rodentia, Dipodidae. The record is from RefSeq and is a predicted model, not a curated record. Gene Ontology annotation, cellular component: mitochondrion; Golgi apparatus; cytosol.